Messenger RNA from Sus scrofa (pig), 2943 nucleotides. RefSeq names its product hyaluronan binding protein 2 (gene HABP2). Gene Ontology annotation, biological process: blood coagulation; proteolysis. Gene Ontology annotation, molecular function: serine-type endopeptidase activity; calcium ion binding. The record is from RefSeq and is marked validated. Lineage: Eukaryota; Metazoa; Chordata; Mammalia; Artiodactyla; Suidae.
UCCUGAAUCCUUGGAGACUGACAUUUUACCCCCCGAAAGGCCUAGACAACAAAAGACAUUUUAUUUGGAGCAAAACAAGAGUUCUUAAACUACAAAGAUGUUUGCCAGAAAGUCUGAGCUCCACGUUCUGCUGUUCAUGGUUCUGGCGGCAAAGACAGCCUUCGGGUUCUCCCUCCUGUCUCUACUCACAGACCUGGACCCAGAUUGGACUCCUGAAAACUAUGAGUACAGUUAUGAGAAUUACAACCAGGAGGAGAACAGCAGUGCUCCUGCCCACCACGAGAAUCCUGACUGGUACUACACAGAAGACGAUCCGUGCCUGUCCAACCCCUGUGCCCAUGGUGGUGACUGCCUCGUCAGCGGGGACACCUUCACGUGCAGCUGUCCGGCCCCUUACUCUGGAAACAGGUGUCAGAAGGUACAAAACAAGUGCAAGAACAAACCAUGUGGCCGGGGAGAGUGUCUCAUCACUCAGAGUCCUCCUUACUACCGCUGUGCCUGUAAACACCCUUACAGGGGUCCAGACUGCUCCACAGUGGUUCCUGUGUGCAGGCCAAACCCCUGCCAAAAUGGUGGCACCUGCUCCCGGCACAGGAGAAGAUCCAAGUUCACCUGCACCUGUCCUGACCAGUUUAAGGGGAGAUUCUGUGAAAUAGGUUCUGAUGACUGCUAUGUUGGUGACGGCUACUCUUACCGAGGGGAAGUGAGUAAAACUGUCAACCAGCACACGUGCCUUUACUGGAACUCCCACCUCCUCUUGCAGGAGAAUUACAACAUGUUUAUGGAGGAUGCUGAGGCCCAUGGGAUUGGGGAGCACAACUUCUGCAGAAACCCAGAUGGAGACAGAAAGCCCUGGUGUUUCAUUAAAGUGAGCAGUGCCAAGGUGAAAUGGGAGUACUGUGACGUCCCUGCCUGCUCAGCCCCAGAGGGAAGCCCCAUAGAACCUGUGACCGAGCUUCCCGGGUUUGACUCGUGUGGGAGGACAGAGACAGCAGAAAGGAAGUUCAAGAGGAUCUACGGAGGCUUUAAGAGCACGGCGGGCAAGCACCCGUGGCAGGCGUCCCUACAGACCUCCUUGCAUCUGACCGUCUCCAUGCCCCAGGGCCACUUCUGUGGGGGGGCGCUGAUCCACCCCUGCUGGGUGCUGACCGCUGCCCAUUGCACCGACAUAAAAGCCAAAUAUCUAAAAGUAGUGCUUGGGGACCAGGACCUGAAGAAGACGGAACUGCACGAGCAGAGCUUUGGGGUAGAGAAGAUAUUCAAGCACAGCCGGUACAGGGAAAAAGAUGAUAUUCCCUACAACGACAUUGCUCUGCUCAAGCUGAAGCCAGUGGACGGUCACUGCGCUCUGGAAUCCAAAUACGUGAAAACUGUAUGUUUGCCCGACAGUCCCUUUCCCUCUGGGACUGAGUGCUACAUCUCCGGCUGGGGUGUCACCGAAACAGGAGAAGGGUCCCGCCAGCUCCUGGAUGCCAAAGUCAAGUUGAUCAGCAAUGCUGUGUGCAACUCCCGCCGGCUCUAUGACCACAUGCUCGAUGACAACAUGAUCUGUGCCGGAAACCUCCAGAAGCCUGGGCAAGACUCCUGCCAGGGUGACUCUGGAGGCCCCCUGACCUGUGAGAAGGAUGAUGCCUACUACGUGUAUGGGAUAGUGAGCUGGGGCCUGGAGUGUGGGAAGAAGCCAGGGGUGUACACCCAAGUGACCACAUUCCUGAAUUGGAUCAGAGCCACCAUGGAAAGGGAGGCCAGCUUCUAGGGGGUCUUCCGAAGCUCACGGCCCCUCCUCGAUAAUACUCAGAUCAGGUGAGGCCUCGUGGGCAGUGGCGGGCACCCCGUGGAGCCUCUGGGUGACUACGUUCUAAGCAGAGACCACUGGUGGCCAGCAGGGGACCAGCAUGUCCGCCACUUCCUCAGGCUCCCGCUGGGAAAGCUAGACAUGAAUCAACCUGAAAUAUAGGAUGUUUGCUUCCCUUUGCACACCUGUACCUUCUAGAAAAUCAGUGUUCACAGACUGCCUUCACCUUGGACAUGUGCAAAUGCGAGACUUCCGAGGCUCAGCGUUGGUGGCGGCCACCUUUCCAUCUUUAUUCCUCAUCCCAGACACUCAGCACGCAUGCAACAGAGCCGGCAUCCAACUUGUGGGUAUUCGACAGGGACCAAAACACACUUCUCCACCCGCUUUCCGAAAUGUUAUUUUAAUAAAGGGGGCUGGGGGGGAAGGGCCGCUGAGCCCUUUUCACAGUUGCCCCAACUGAAGUCAUGCCUCUGGCGUGCAAAUUUCCUCUCCAGCUUCACUCCCAAGAAUCCUGGGUGGAUGCUGCCCACUCACAAUGGCAAGGCCCUCCUCCUUUUGACGUGCAGAAUCUCGGUGGCAUCUGGGUUCACGUCCCCCCUCUGAUUAUCACCAGUCUCCACAGCCUCCGGCCCCCCCUGCAGAAACCAAACACACCCUCCUGAGUUAAGACGAAGCUCCGGCCCUGCUCCUACAGGACAAGCUGUCUCCGAUGGAUGUUCACCUGUUCACCUUCCCCUUCCUUUUGCCCUCCUCCACCCUCCCCAAGAAAAAGGCUCCUCAAGGCAAGAAAGAGAAAGAAGACAAGCCCAUCUCUCGUUUAGACGUGGUGUCUUUCUUCUGAACAAAGUACGGUUCAAAACCCAGACUGCUGUAGCCAGCAAGUCCCUGACCCCUUCCGCGAAUGUAACGAGCAGGCGGUCAGCACAGCCUGGGCUGCCUCGGCCCGGAUUGAUGUCACCCCAGCAUGUCUGUCUCCGAAGAACUAAUGGCUGCGACUUCAGAAAAACCCUGCAGGAAGUUUAACCCGGGUGUCAUCCGCCUGGUCAUCUCAGGCCCAGGAAAUUAGGCGCCUUGCCUGAGCUGCCUUUCACACAUCUUUAGAGCCAGCUGACCUUUGGCCAAAAAUAAAGUUUGAAAAGAAACAAUGA